Messenger RNA from Stylophora pistillata, 1789 nucleotides. RefSeq lists its product as uncharacterized. Gene Ontology annotation, cellular component: chromosome, centromeric region; nucleus. Lineage: Eukaryota; Metazoa; Cnidaria; Anthozoa; Scleractinia; Pocilloporidae. The record is from RefSeq and is a predicted model, not a curated record. Gene Ontology annotation, biological process: meiotic chromosome segregation.
CCAGAGAAGGAAACAACACCGUUCGACAUCCCUUGUUUUACAAACGAUCGUAACCGUCAUACAUGCACUAUGUAUAAAACUGUUAGGAGAAUUUGAACGGAAAACAGUUUUUGUUAAAUGUGUCCAAAUCUUGUUGACUGGUCCUCUUUUUUUACUUAUGCCCAGAUGGCUACUUUUUAUUCUAUUUCAAUCCUAAGACAAUCACUGAUUGUCUUAAAUGCUAGCCUCUCGUAAGGACCGCAAUAUUUUCUCAUCGCAAUACUAUUCUCGAGGAAAACCAAUAUAAUACCCCAACCCUAAACCCUAACCCUAACCCACUUUUUGUCUGUUUUCUUGUCUUUCAUCACGUCACAACAGAUGAUUUUUAGAAGUUUAAAAUAUCUAAGUCGGGUGGGCCUACUAAAAAAUUUCGUGCCAUUCAAAUUUCAUUGCGUGCGCAUUAAGCAAGCACGAAAUAAAACGUGACACUACAAUUCGUUACCAAUCCUGUUCGAUUCAUAUGAUUCCCUUUUUUCCGGCCUGUGAAGUGAAGGGUAACGAAGAAGACUAAUGACCUUGUUUAGGUUGGCUGGAGAAGGAGAAUGAGUGUGAGUCUGGAAAGACAGAGCACCAAUCCCAGGGCACAAGACAGGAAACGAGAUCAAGAAAACAUGGAAGUGGAAUCAUCAGGGACAGGUGUGUCUAAACUCUCCACCUAUACCACACUUAAAGAAAACAACAGAGCCUUGGCGGCAGCUCUUGAGGAUACCCAACAAGAACUUUGCCUUCUUCAGCAAGAAAAUGUCCAACUUAAAAAGCAAAUCUAUGACAGUCAUUUAGCAUUUGUGGAGAAAACAAAAGAAUUAGAACAACAACUGAAUUCCCUUGAGAAGAUCUCGGGAGAGGAUUUUGCUUUGAAAGCGGAGGCUGGAAUUAAAGAAGUCCAUAAACUCCUGAACCAUUCAUGUAGUAAGUUUGUUCAAGGUUCAAACUUUUUGUCAGAAGCCCUUCAUCUUCUUAGCUCUCUUCACACUCAAGCUGAAGGACAGAAGCAGAAAACUAUUCAUGUAGUAUCAAACAAUGCAUCUCCUUAUGUGGACCCUGCCUCCAACUGUGUGUGUACCACUCCUCCGCCAGAUGACCCAUCAGCAAUGGAGAUUACAGAUGUACAAUCAACUAUCAUUGAGAACAAUGAGAUUUUCAUCAAAAACUUGGACAGAGAAAAAGGAAUGUUAUGUAGCAUUGAGGCCCAAAAUGAAACAGGGAAGGAAUCCAGUCAGUCCCAGCUUCCUAGUCGGCGGGCAAAGAGAAAAAGCACCAAAGGUGUCAGUUAUGUAGAACCAGGACUUCGCAGCAAAUUGCGUAGAGGAGACCCAUUUACCGACAGCAGAUUGUUUGGUGAUGAAAACCAAAUGAAUGCAACACGAAAGAAAAAGAAAAGUUUGACAAGGGGAACCACAAUUCUACCUAUAAUGGGAAAAACAGUAAGUGUGUGUGUUUCAUUCCCAUAUUUGUUUGAGAUGAAAGUGUUUAAUUCUGAGUCACCUUGUCUGGCUCUAAGUAUUCAUAAACGUUCUCCUUUCUUUAGAAAAAACGUGCUCCCCUGGCAAAUCUGACAAACAUCAUCGUUGAAGAAACCUAAAGAUGUCUUAUUAGAAACUUCCCAUGCAAGAAUUGAACAGCAUCAAACAAUAUUUAUUACUCAGGGUGUUUAUUCAAAAGAGGAUUAUGUCUUGUACAUAGAGGAUAUUUUUGUUAUGAAAAAUUGAUCUUUUUUGGUGUAUUUCGAUUAAAUUCAUUUAUUUACAAA